UUUGGGUCGGGUUCGUUGUGCCAGUAUUUUCUACUUGCAUUUUCUAUUCAUCAGAAAGAUGUGGCGUAAUGUAUCAUUUGUAGAAAGAAUAGAACUAGACUUUUCUGGAAAUUUAUUUAACCAUGCCAUUGUCCUUGGUGAUGUAGAUAAUGACCAGGGACAUGAGCUAGUGGUUGGUAACACAAAUGGUGACUUGGCAAUUUUUAAGGGUGCCUCAAAAUCUCCAUGGAAGCGGUGUUCUGGUCUAGGAAUGAUAACAUGUAUAGGAGUUGGAGAUGUUUUCAAUAAAGGAAAGAAUGUGUUGGUUGUGUUGACAGCAGAAGGAUGGUGCAAUAUAUUUGAUAUAAAGUCGGACCCCUCAGCUGAGCCCUCCACAGAUACAGAUCUAAGUAACCUGGCCCCAUCCUUCACUCAACACCUUCCAGCCAAUGGCAAAGUUCUAUUAAUAGAAGACGUUGAUGGGGAUGGUAAGGUAGAGCUGACAGUGGCGUAUUCGGACCGUGUGGUACGGUGUUUCAGAUGGAGCGCUAUUCAGGACCCCGACACAGAUAUCACCACAGAUAACCUGAUACAGACACAGAAAUGGCAGCUAGCCGGCCAGAUUGGUUCUCUGACAGUCAAUUUCACAGAUGAGGGACACCCAGAACUCUUAGUAGCUCAGCCAGGAGGAGAGUUUGUGACCAUGACCUUCAAACAGGGGUCAGAACUUGACCUCUCCAGUGGCAAAGAAGGGUAUAGUGAGGAAGUGUUAAAAUCUGACCAGAGGACAAACCAGACUGUAUCCACAGAGAUCAUCGGAGGGAUCUCCAGAAAGGGUUCCAAACAGCCAGGGACAUACUACGCCAUCUGUACUCUGGACGGUAAUCUACUGCUGGUGGAGAAGAAACAAAUCUUGUGGUCCCUACAGGUUGACCAUCAGCUGUUCUCACUGAAGAAGCUGGAUGUUACAGGUAAUGGUAAAGAGGAGGUGGUUUGCUGUUCGUGGGAUGGUCAGACCUACAUCGUUAAUCACAACAGAGCCGUGGUCCGAUAUCAGUUUGAGGAGAAUGUCACUGCAUUCACAGCAGGCCUUUAUGGAAUAGAAAACAACCCUAGUUUUGUUUACGCCACCUACAACAAAAAGAUUUACAUUUACAACAACAUACAGUUGCCACAGGUGGAAUCCACUAACCUGAUCGAGGUGAUGGAGAAACGAGAAAACACGCACGAGCUGCUGGAGAAGAUAGGAGUUCAGGAUCCACACCCAAGCCAGUUACGAGAUCUAUACCAUUGGUUAUUGUAUGGAUGGAAAGACAAUACGUGAACGUUGUAGAUCAGUGUGACGUGUUCUUUACACUCCUUCCUCAGAAAUUGCCAAUACCUACCCAUGAACUGUUGGUGAUGAUCAAUGAAAUAGGGAGGCCUGGAUGUACAUCGUAUCAUCACAGACUGGAUCUUCAGCUGUGAACUAGCCCUGAGUGUACAGUUUUUUUUAUAUUACAGACUGGAUCUGUGAAGUGGGUUCAGGCUUCAUAUAAUGUUUUACUGUAGAUUAUUACAGAGUUUGAAAGUUUUAGGGAUACACUUUAUAGAGAGUAACCAGAAUUUUACUGAACCAUAAGCCAUGAGACAAUCGUUAUACAAAUAAUGACAGACGUAUAUUUUACAUCUACUGCCAAAAACUUAAAGAAUGCAUACUUACAGGAUUUAAAAUACAUAGAAUUUGAAAAAUGUGUCAUAUGAAGGUAUUGCUUUGCUAUGCAAAGACCGUGGGUGGGCAUAUUUCCCGAUAUUUGGUCGACAACCUGUUAUAAUUCACUGUGAUAGUAUAUAUUUCAUAUACAUAAACAUAUAAAGGACUCCU
Ostrea edulis (European flat oyster) is the source of this 1843-nucleotide messenger RNA. RefSeq names its product KICSTOR complex protein ITFG2-like. The record is from RefSeq and is a predicted model, not a curated record. The transcript has 12 exons. The coding region runs from base 59 to 1303 and encodes 414 amino acids. NCBI's taxonomy places the organism in Eukaryota, Metazoa, Mollusca, Bivalvia, Ostreida, Ostreidae. Gene Ontology annotation, cellular component: KICSTOR complex. Gene Ontology annotation, biological process: regulation of TOR signaling.